AUGGCUACUUUCCAGACUUUCCGAAAGAGUCAUGUGAAGACUAGACCAUCCAUUAGGAAAAGCUUCAGUGAAGAUGUUUUCCAGUCUGUGAAGUCUCUGUUACAGAGUGAGAAGGAAUUAUGCAGCGUAUCAGCAGAGAACUGCUUGAAGCAGGAUGAACAUAACAGUAUGACUGAGAUUACAUUUCUAGGUUUUAAUGAAGAAACAGAUGCUGCUCAUAUACAGGAUUUAGCUGCAGUUUCUUUGGCACUUCCAGAUGUUCUGAAUUCACUUCACUUCUGCAGUUUAAAUGAAAAUGAAAUUAUUUGUAUGAAGGAUAUUAAAAAAUCAUCAGAAGCAAACAGUAAUCCUAUAAAUCAGAGUCAUCAUUCUGGAAUGCUGUGCGUCAUGAGAGUGUCACCUGCAUUGCCGAGACUCAGGAUUGAUUUUAUAUUUAGUCUGCUAAGUAAAUAUGCUACCGGUAUCCGUUAUACCCUGGAAACAUGCUUGCGCCAGAAGGGCCAACUUGAGACCACUCAUGAAGAUGAUGAUGAUACUAACCAGUCAGUGUCUUCUAUAGAGGAUGACUUUGUCACUGCCUUUGAACACUUAGAGGAAGAAGAGACUUCGAAGCCAUAUAAUGAUGGAGUAACCACUUCUGCACUUCGGAGCCAGUGUGAUGCUACUUCCCAGACUCCUCCUGGUCAUCAUUUAGAAACCCAUGAUUUCAAGUUUCUGGUUAGCUCUGGGCAGAAGAAGUUGUUGGCUAAACCGUCAACUUCCUUAAUAAACAUUCUGGGACCCAAAGAAUUACCUUCUGUGAAAACUUCUGUCACAACUUCGAUUUCUGAGCCUUGGAUCCAGCGGAGUUUCUAUAGGUCACCUAAAGUUUCAGUUAAAGCUAGUGAGGUACAGAAAGUGUUUUCUUCUUCUCCUGCAUACUCUUCUGAAUCAGAAUGUUCCAGUCCAAGUCCUGUUAUUUUCUUGGAUGAAGAAGGAUAUCAAAAAAGCCUGAAAGCAAAACUUGAGCUGCCUAAAAUCCCAAUAACAAAAGAUAACAUAGAGGAUUCAGACUCAGAAGUGAGUGAGUUUUUUGAUAGUUUUGAUCAGUUCGAUGAACUAGAACAAACUUCAGAAACUUGUCUAUUAAUGAAAGACCCUGCCAUAGAAAAGCUAUCAAAAAAGAAAGGGUCCAAGCAUGAGAAGUCUUGUUCUGUAUCCACUACCAUGAAUCCUCAGAAGUUCAAGUUUGAUCGUCCAGCUCUCCCAGCUAAUGUUCGAAAACCAACUCCACGGAAGCCCGAGUCCCCAUACAGUAAUUUGCGUGACACUCCAGAUUCUCCUCGCCCAGUGCAGGCAUCUGGGGAAGACAGUGGCUUGUUCAGCCCCAUUCGAUCCUCUGCUUUCAGUCCUCUGGGGAGCUGUACUCCUGCUGACUGUUUUUGCCAAACUCACACUGGUGACGAUAGGGUUCAAGAGAGUCAUAAUUCUGUUGAUUACAUUUAUGAGGAUUAUGCACAUAGUGUUUCAUGUAAAGUACUCAGCUCAGUUCUCCACACCCAACAUCCUUAUGUACUAUCAAAAGUUGAUAGUGGCAAAAAUGGAGAAAACAAACCUGUAGCCCUUAAGCUUGAUCAAAAUAAUAAAUCUAAAAAUAAAUCCUUGAUGAUUAAAGAUAGCAUUCAGAAAUUUGCAGCAGAUCUUGUGGAAAAAAGUUUUGGCAGUGCAUUUAAAGAUUUACAGAAGGGAGUCUCUUCAUGCACCAAUGCCUUGUGCCAUUUAGCCAUCAAAUUGACAUCAUCUGUUUUUCAGAUAGCAUUUAAUGAAUUGAGACGCCAGCGUGCAUUUUCCCUCAAAGAGCGUGCCAUCUGUGGCCUGGCUAAUUUUUUGGUGAGUGACGCUUUGUCAAAUGCUUUAAAAGAUUUGCAGUAUGUAAAGAAGCAGAUAUUUACAAACACAGUUGCUAAGUUUGCUACAGAUCUUGCUGAAGAGCUGGUUUUUGAAGGAGUCAUGGAAGUGUGCCAGUUUUCAUAUCCUCCCACGCCUGCAUUUUCCCAGUGUUGGUCGUUUGACUAUGAAGACAAAGUAGUGAAGUCAUAUGCAAAAGACUUGUCUGAAUCUGUAAUACAGGAAGCUUUCAUUGAAUUAUCCCAAGUUGAUGUAACUUUUACAACAAAAGCAGCAGUUAGUGUGUCUACAGAUAACAUAAAGUAUGUGAGUGCAGAAAAUAUAGUGCCAUCAACCCAGACCUUUACCUUUUCUCCUACUUUUAACAAUCAAGCUAUUAUGACAGCAAAACCAGUUCAGGAUUAUAAAAAAGAGUACACUGUGCAACAGGCCUUGUUUUGUACCUCUGGAAUUGUUACUUCUGUACCAUUGCCUUUGGCAGGAAGUGCCCUUCUUCCAUAUCAUAUUCCACUUAAUAUUUAUGAGACAAAGUCUCCUCUGUCAACUGAUGAUGAUAAUUUAAAUAGUGAUUCUACCCAAGCUUGUAUUACGACAAAAAGCAAAGAAGAGGAAGUAGCCUGUCUCGGAAAUAUUUGUUUACCUUCAGAUUCAAAACACAAUCUGAGUAACCAGAAUGAAUUGAAACCAACUCCUGAUGAUACUGAAAUGCCAAAUUCUUCAAAAUUAACUUGUGAUCCUGCAAUAAUUAGCAGCUUCUCUGCAGCGAUGGUACACACCAUAGUAAAUGAAACAUUAGAGUCUAUGACAUCAUUCAAAGUUACAAAAACACUUGAUGAGCACACCAGUUAUUUAACUAAAACAGUUGAAGGGAAUAUCCUUCCUUUCCACUAUGAUCAAGCAGCCCUGCAACAGAAUGAUACUGUGUCUAAGGACAUGUUUGCUGACCAAUUAUCUAAAUCUAUUAUUAAGCAUUCCAUAGACAAAAGCAAGUCAGUGAUUGUAAAUAUAGAUAAAAAUGUGAACAAAGGAGCCUUGACUAUUCCUGGAGAAGAGUCACAGUUGAGCUUGGAAAAAUUCUCCAAAUUUCUUGACACUCAAGAUCAUUAUUUGAAUUUGGCAGGAAAGGAUUGUGCUCCAGAAAUUAAGAGUUCCACAGCUCAUGGACUUUCUUCAGAGAUGCAAGUCCCAGGUCCAGUGAUGCCAGUUCAAAAGUCAGACUUGAAGGAACUUGCCAGGGAGAAACCAGAGAAGACACAUGGUUUAAAUAACACUGCACUUGAGCCUUUGUCUUUUGGGCAAGAAAGCCCCUUUCCUCAUUCACAUGUUUUCACAUCUACAGUGCUUACUUGUGUAGAGGGCUUACAUGUGGAAGAUAAACAGAAAGCCAGGGAUGGCACUCUUAUACCUGGAACCCCCCCGUCAACUCCUUUAGUACCAUCCCAAGCUAGUUCUGAGUGGGAUAUCAAAAAGUUAAGUAAAAAGCUCAAGGGAGAAUUAGCGAAGGAGUUUGCACCUGCUACGCCACCUUCUACACCUCACAACCCAGCCAUUGGUAGUUUGUCUGAAAAUGAACAAAAUACUAUAGAAAAAGAGGAGUUUAUGUUGAAGCUCAUGAGAUCUCUCUCAGAAGAAGUUGAAAGUAGUGAGGGUGAGGAACACUCAGAAGUCGACGGGAAGUUGGAGUCCUUGGGGAAGAGAGUUCAGUUUGCAGAAGCGUUAGCUACACACGUCAUUUCUCUUGCAACGGAAAUGGCAGCUUCUCGUUUAGAUAACAAAGUGAUUCAAGAACCCAACUUUAAAAGCUCACACUUAAACAUGCAAAGUCAAGGAAGUGUAUCACCUACUUUUUUAAAUUGCUCAAAUAAAAAUUUACAGGCAUUAUGGGAUUUUGCAGGUGAUAUGGCAGCAGAGGUAAUUAUAGACGCUGAGAAAAUAGCAAAAGUGAAAAGUGUGCUUUCUCAAAGGAGGAGAAGCAGUUGCUAUGCUGAUGGCAUCAGCGUCAAAAGAAGUGACGGACCUGGUAGAUCAGAUGAGAAGUUUGACAAAGAGGCAUAUCCAAGAGAACUGGAUCCAUAUACUCUCUCUCUGCCACCCAGUAUGUCAGGUCUGACCUGUAAAUAUCCCAGCUGUGAAAGUGUGACAGAUGAAUACGCAGGUCACAUUAUCCAAAUCCUAAAACAAGAAGGUGGUAAUAAUGAGUUAAUAAUGGAUCAGUAUGCCAACAGACUUGUGUAUAGAUCUGUGAAAUCAGGAUUACAAGAAGCUGCCAGGACAGCCAAAACCAAGAGCAACUCACAAAUGUUCUUUGUGCAAGGCUCACCAGAGAAAACCAAGAACGAGUCAAUGUUUUUAAAGAAAGAACACCAGCAGGAAGCAAAUAAAAAGAGACAAAGUAGGGAGAAGGGAAGCUACCUUUGUAAAAAUCAAAGUUGUGAAAGGACACAGGAUACAUACAGAAAUGAAUACUCUGAACUAUAUAAUUUUUCAGCCUCUCUUGCUCACAGCAUAACAAGAGAUGUUGAAAAAGAGGUAACGUCUGCAGUUGGCUUGCCAAAAUCCUUAACAGAUUCUUGCCUUUAUGACAAAUCUGGAUGUGAUGAAGAUCCCAGUUCUCACAUUGAAGCAGAAUUCACUAAGCCUUUUCAGCCUUCCUCGCAAAAUCACAGAUUUCAUCACAGUAUUGGCAGCUUAAAUGAAUAUGGUUGUGGAGAGAGUGUUCAAACUGUAGAACAGUAUGCAAAAAAGAUAGUGGAUGACACUUUGAACCUCACUUUAGAGCCUGCAGUUUUCAAAGUGUCUGAGACCACGAAAUCAGCAGAUCGGAGUACUUACGCCGAAAAGUUGUCACCUCUUAUCAGUCAAGCUUGCAGAUACUGUAACCCCAGAGAACUUCAUGAUUGUACUGGAUGCUCAUCUCAGCACUUCCUCAGAGAGGAUGCAGUUGCUUGUAAUAAGCUAGCUUCUAAUUCAAAAUUAAGUAACAUCUGCCAGAAAUCUAGAAUUUUUCAUCUUGAUGUCCCCCAAAUUCAUAUCAGUUUGGAUAAUAAGACAGUUCUUGCUGAGAAGAUUGUUGCUGAAGCUAUUGAAAAUGCAGAGAGAGAGCUGAGCAAUACCAGUUUGGCAGCUGAUAGUGGAAUUGGACAAGAUGGCAUUAGCUUUGCUGACAGUCUUACCACGGACGUAAUGAUGUCAGCAAUGAUGAAUGUUGAACAAGCUAUUGGCAGUUCAAAAGAAAAAGAUGAGUUUCAAUCAGUUGAGUCUUUUGGUAGCCAGCAGCUGAACCUCAGUAUUGGUGAAGACAGCACUGGUAGCUGGUCCAACCUAAGCUUUGAAGAUGAACACCAAGAUGAAAGCAGCAGUUUUCAUCAUCUAAGUGAAAGUAAUGGUAACAGCAGUAGCUGGAGCAGUCUUGGUUUAGAUGGAGAUUUGUUGGAGGACAAUUUAUCCUUUCCAACAUCAGACAGUGAUGAACCUGAUGAUACAGAUGAAGCGCAUGGGGAUGUUGUAGAAGGCUUGGGACGAGAUGGAAAGACUCUGCUAAUUACAAAUGUUGACAUGGAAAUGUGCACAGUAGACCCUCAGUUGAGGAUUAUUCUUCAGUGGCUGAUCGCCUCAGAGGCUGAAGUUGAAGAACUUUAUUUCCAUGACUCCACCAAAAAGGAGUUUAUCCUACUUUCAAAACAUUUACAAGAGAAAGGCUGGCGCGUGGGAGACCUCCUGCAGGCUGUGCUGAAAUACUAUGACACCACUGAGACGACCACCAGCGGGGAGAGGCACAAGUCGCUGUUUGAUUGGCUCUUGGAAAAUGUAUAG
Elephantulus edwardii (Cape elephant shrew) is the source of this 5700-nucleotide messenger RNA. It is a transcript of the gene AKAP11, whose product is annotated as A kinase (PRKA) anchor protein 11. Bases 1 to 5700 code for a protein of 1899 amino acids. Gene Ontology annotation, biological process: intracellular protein localization. NCBI's taxonomy places the organism in Eukaryota, Metazoa, Chordata, Mammalia, Macroscelidea, Macroscelididae. The transcript is spliced from 11 exons. Gene Ontology annotation, cellular component: cytoplasm. The record is from RefSeq and is a predicted model, not a curated record. Gene Ontology annotation, molecular function: protein kinase A binding.